Molecule: messenger RNA, 8573 nt
Organism: Coregonus sp. 'balchen'
Lineage: Eukaryota; Metazoa; Chordata; Actinopteri; Salmoniformes; Salmonidae
Source: the annotation of a GenBank genome assembly
AACGCUGACGUCGACUUCUUCCUGAAAAUGGCGAAGUGGACACCAGACAUGCAAAUGAAUUGGUGCAGUUCUACGUUAUUGUUAAAAAAACGGACAGUAAGCAUGGCUCAGACAAAAUCCAGAUUGUUGGGGAACAAUUUAAUUUUAUUCUUGAUGAUCUCGUCCAUGAUGCACAUGGCAUUGGCUGACGGAAAGACACUCGUUUUGUUGGACAACCUCAACAUCAGAGACACCCAUUCAAUCUUCUUCCGCAGUCUGGCAGGUGGAAGGAAUACGUGUUGUUUUCUCAGUCAUUGGCUAGCUAGCUAGCAUAUUUACAAUUAUACGUUUCAUUUUAUCCAUAACAAAAAUGUGUUUUCAUUCAUUUGUUUUCGUUCAGUUAGUAAGCUAAUGUUAGCAUAGUUAGCGCUCGUAACUGUCAACCACUAACGUUAGCUAAUCUUAGCUAGCUAGGUUGCCAACGCAACGUUGCAUAGUAAUAGGUGUCACUCCUGGGGCGUGUGGCAUUGCUUUUGGUCAAAAAUAGAAGCUAGCUAGCUAUCAUUGUCAAUGUUGAAGGCGAAGAAAGGUCUUAUCAGCCCACUUGCACAGCUACGUGCCUGGGGCACAUUAGAAUGUUAGCUUUUGCAUUGUGAUUUUACUACUGUUCUUCCUACACAUUUAUCAGACCCUACUGCGCAUGUGCUGUUACAUGGUGUAUAACCCAAAAUGAUGCAUUACAUUUAACAUUUUAGUCAUUUAGCAGACGCUCUUAUCCAGAGCGACUUACAGUUAAUGCAUAAGUGUGUAUUGUUUGUACGCUCUAGAAAUGCUGUGUUAACCCAUCCUAGGGCAUCAAAAUAGUGUAAAACAAAGUAACUUAGCCGACUUAUUUCCACAUCAAUUUCCACCAGGCUGAUGUAGCUUUAUGUUCCUUUUUGCAGAUCGUGGCUUUGACCUUUCAUUCAAGACUGCAGAUGAUCCUUCUCUUUCCCUGAUCAAAUAUGGCCAAUUUCUCUAUGACCACCUCAUCAUCUUCUCCCCAUCUGUGGAAGGUUAGUUACCUAACAUUGCAGUUAUAAUUUUUUACAUUUCUUAUCUUGCAUCAGUCAUUUUUGUUACAACAAAGUACUAAAUAUUUAAUGCAACUUUUAUCCUUUUAAGACUUUGGUGGCAACAUUAAUGUUGAGACAAUCACUUCCUUCAUCGAUGGUGGAGGCAAUGUCCUGGUUGCUGCAAGCUCUGAUAUUGGUAAGUGCAAAAUAGAUUAUUCUUACUCGUGUAAAAACCACAGACUUGGUUUCUACUACAUUUACAUGCAGACCAAACUGACCAAAACGUUGCAAAAUAAAUGUACACAUGUUAUUUAAUCAUUUAAUCCAAACUGCUUGCACACAUCAACAAACUUCGUUCUAUUUUAGUUGCUUGACCCGCUACAAGUCCCGCCUCUCCCAUGUAUUCAUUGGUGUUUAGGAGCAUACUAACCCACGUGGGUGAUUGAAAGAUGAACAAGGUCCACACUCCAGUCCAGUUGGUGGCGGUAAUUCACCUUAAAGUUGGUUGCCAACCGCCAUAUAAAAUCCACAGAAGAAUAAGAAUGAACGAGGAGAGAUUAAUCAAAGAAAACUAAAAACUAACUAGGUUUCCCCUUUUAUCUGUGGAUGAAUUGUCAGAGUAGAGAACACACGAUUUUGUGUGACUCAAAAUGGGUCAAAAUUCUAUAGAUCCAGCAGAAAAAGGACCAUAUGCAUUUCAGGUAAAAUAACAACCCAAUGUUUAUCUCCCAGGACAAAUUAGCUAGCAACAGCAAGCUAGCUAAAUGUCCAUGAAUGUUUCAUGUGUGUUUCGACCUGUCCCCAAAUGAAUAUAGUUGGUAUUUUAACCUGCGUGUCAUGAGCACGUCUGGUGGGGAUAGGCAAAACAUUUGUGCGCUGAGUUGGUUUGGUCAGCAUGUUACACAAUAACUAAUGCCAUUGUUCUGUAAUCUCCUUUGCCCUAGGUGACCCUCUGAGAGAGAUAGGCAGUGAAUGUGGGAUUGAGUUUGAUGAGGAGAAGACUGCUGUCAUUGAUCAUCACCAUUACGAUGUGUCAGACCCCGGUGAGGUAAGCAGAAGAGGAGAGAACAUUCUAAUGUGAACCUUUUAGCUUUAGUUUUUGCAAUUGCUUACAGAGGCAUGUGUCAAUGCACUUCUGUCUAAUAAUGUAGAAUUCAAAUCAAAUCAAACUUUAUUUGUCACAUGCGCCGAAUACAACAGGUGUAGACCUUACCGUGAAAUGCAUGCUUACAAACCCUUAACCAACAAUGCAGUUCAAGAAAGAGUUAAGAAAAUAUUUACCAAAUAAACUAAAGUAAAAAGUAACACAAUAAAAUAACGAGGCUAUAUAGGUACUGAGUUAAUGUGCAGGGGUACAGGUUAGUCGAGGUAAUUUCUACAUGUAGGUAGGGGUAAAGGGACUAUGCAUAGAUAAUAGACAGGGGGGGGGGGUCAAAGUAAAUAGUCCGGGUGGCCAUUUUAUUAAUUGUUCAGAAAUCUUAUGGCUUGGGGGUAGAAGCUGUUAAGGAGCCUUUUGGUCCUAGACUUGGUGCUCCGGUACCGCUUGCCGUGCGGUAGCAGAAAGAACAGUCUAAGACAUGGGUGACUGGAGUCUUUGACAAUUUUUUGGGCUUUCCUCUGACACCGCCUAGUAUAUAGGUCCUGGAUGGCAGGAAGCUUGGCCCCACUGAUGUACUGGGCCGUACGCACUACCUUCUGUAGCGCCUUAUGUCAGAUGCCGAGCAGUUGCCAUACCAGGUGGUGAUGCAACUGGUCAGGAUGCUCUCGAUGGUGCAACUGUAUAACUUUUUGAGGAUCUGGGGACCCAUGCCAAAUCUUUUCAGUCUCCUGAGGGGGGAAAAGGUGUUGUCGUGCCCUCUAUACAACUUUCAUGGUGUGUUUGGACCAUGAUAAUUUGUUGGUGAUGUGGACACCAAGGAACUUGAAACUCUCGACCCGCUCCACUACAGCCGUGUCGAUGUUAAUGGGGCCUGUUCGGCCCGCCUUUUCCUGUAGUCCAUGAUCAGCUCCUUUGUCUUGCUCACGUUGAGGGAGAGGUUGUUGGCCUGGCACCACACUGCCAGGUCUCUGACCUCCUCCCUAUAGGCUGUCUCAUCGUUGUCGGUGAUCAGGCCUACCACUGUUGUGGCGUCAGCAAACUCAAUGAUGGUGUUGGAGUCGUGUUUGGCCACGCAGUCGUGGGUAAACAGGGAGCACAGGAGGGGACUAAGCACACACCCCUGAGGGGCCUCAGUGUUGAGGAUCAGCAUGGCAGAUGUGUUGUUGCCUACCCUUACCACCUGGGGGUGGCCCGUCAGGAAGUCCAGGAUCCAGUUGCAGAGGGAGGUGUUUAGUCCCAGGGUCCUUAGUUUAGUGAUGAGCUUUGUGGGCACUAUGGUGUUGAACGCUGAGCUGUAGUCAAUGAACAGCAUUCCCACAUAGGUGUUCCUUUUGUCCAGGUGGGAAAGGGCAGUGUGGAGUGCGAUUGAGGUUGCGUCAUCUGUGGAUCUGUUGGGGCGGUAUGCGAAUUGGAGUGGGUCUAGGGUAUCCGGGAUGAUGCUGUUGAUGUGAGCCAUGACCAGCCUUUCAAAGCACUUCAUGGCUACCGACGUGAGUGCUACGGGGCGGUAAUCAUUUAGGCAGGUUACCUUCGCUUCCUUGGGCACAGGGACUAUGGUGGUCUGCUUGAAACAUGUAGGUAUUACAGAAUCGGUCAGGGAGAGGUUGAAAAUGUCAGUGAAGACACUUGCCAGUUGGUCUGCGCAUGCUUUGAGUACACGUCCUGGUAAUCCAUCUGGCCCUGCGGCUUUGUGAAUGUUGACCUGUUUAAAGGUCUUGCUCACAUCGGCUACCGAGAGCGUUAUCACACAGUUGUCCGGAACAGCUGGUGCUCUCAUGCAUGCUUCAGUGUUGCUUGCCUCGAAGCGAGCAUAAAAGGCAUUUAGCUCGUCUGGUAGGCUUGCGUCACUGGGCAGCUCGCGGCUGGGUUUCCCUUUGUAGUCCGUAAUAGUUUUCAAGCCCUGCCACAUCCGACGAGCGUCGGAGCCGGUGUUGUAGGAUUCAAUCUUAAUCCUGUAUUGACGCUUUGCCUGUUUGAUGGUUAGUCUGAGGACGUAGCAGGAUUUCUUAUAAGCGUCUGGAUUUGUGUCCCGCUCCUUGAAAGCGGCAGCUCUAGCCUUUAGCUUGGUGCGGAUGUUGCCUGUAAUCCAAGGCUUUUGGUUCUGAUAUGUACAUACGAUCAAUGGGGAUGAUGUCGUCGAUGCACUUAUUGAUGAAGCCGGUGACUGAGGUGGUAUACUCCUCAAUGCCAUUGGAUGAAUCCCGGAACAUAUUCCAGUCUGUGCUAGCAAAACAGUCCUGUAGCGUAGCAUCUGCGUCAUCUGACCACUUCCGUAUUGAGCGAGUCACUGGUACUUCCUGCUUUAGUUUUUGCUUGUAAGCAGGAAUCAGGAGGAUAUAAUUAUGGGCAGAUUUGCCAAAUGGAGGGCGAGGGAGAACAUUGUAUGCGUCUCUGUGUGUGGAGUGAAGGUGGUCUAGAGUUUUUUUCCCCUCUGGUUGCACAUGUGACAUGCUGGUAGAAAUGAGGUAAAAGAUGAGACAUCUCUUGGUAGAUAGUGUAGUCUACAGCUUAUCAGAAGGUACUCUACCUCAGGUGAGCAAUACCUCAAGACUUCUUUAAUAUUGGACAUCGCGAACCAGCUGUUAUUGACAAAUAGACACACACCCCUGCCCCUCAUCUUACCAGACGUAGCUUCUCUGUCCUGCCGAUGCAUGGAAAACCCAGCCAGCUUUAUAUUAUCCGUGUCGUCAUUCAGCCACAACUCAGUGAAACAUAAGAUAUUACCGUUUUUAAUGUCCCGUUGGUAGGAUAUUCUUGAUCGUAGAUCAUCCAUUUUGUUUUCCAAUGAUUGGACGUUGGCCAAUAGAACGGAUGGUAGUGGAAGUUUACUCUCUCGCCUAUAAAUUCUCAGAAGGCAUCCCGACCUCCGCCCCCUUUUUCUCUGUCUUUUCUUCACGCAAAUGACAGGGAUUUGGGCCAGUUCGCGAGAAAGCAGUAUAUCCUUUGCGUCGGACUCGUUAAAGAAAAAAUCUUUGUCCAGUGCGAGGUGAGUAAUCGCUAUUCUGAUGUCCAGAAGUUAUUUUUGGUCAUAAGAGACGGUAGCAGCAACAUUAUGUACACAAUAAGUAAAAUAAAUAAGUUACAAACAACGCGAAAAAACUAACAAAAUAGCACAGUUGGUUAGGAGCCUGUAAAACGGCAGCCAUCCCCGCCGGCGCCAUUAUAUCCCAAGUUUAGUCUCAAGAAAAGGCGUGAAAUGGGUCUUGAGUGACCAUUUUGAAUUGCAGAGCACUUGAGGUGGGUGGAUGAGGUGAAUCAUAAGAGGUAAACUUUCUCCCUCAUCUUUUCUUUCCCCUCUUCCUUCCCCUAGCAUACCCUGAUUGUUGCUGAUCCAGAAAAUCUUCUGAAGGCUCCCACUAUUGUCGGGAACCCCAGUGACAAACCCAUCCUCUUCAAGGGUGUUGGGUGAGUCUACCAUACAGUUGAGAACAAGUAUUGUCACUUCUAAACAAGGGAGUUACUACACUGGUAUUGGGUUGUUAUUCCCCUAUGUACAAAGUUAUCUAUGGUAAAGGAUUGUUAUCAUCUUCUCACCUUCUCCCAGCAUGGUGGCAGACCCAGAUAACCCCCUGGUCCUGGACAUUCUGACUGGCUCCUCCACCUCCUACUCCUACUUCCCUGACCGACCCAUCUCUCAGGUAAUACUAUCACUGUUUCCUUCCUUAUCAAUCAUUCUCCUUUGAAAAUGGACUAACUUAUGUGUGUGUAUAAGGUGUUUAUAACUGAAACUUUCUGGACAGUACCCCCAUGCUGUUGGAAAGAACACUCUUCUGAUCGCUGGGCUCCAGGCCAGGAACAACGCCCGAGUGGUAUUCAGUGGCUCACUGCACUUUUUCAGCGAUGCCUUCUUCAACGCCGCUGUUCAGAAGGCUACACCUGGCUCCCAGAGGUAACCCUCUCUCUCAUUACAUUUUACAUUACAUUUUAGUCAUUUAGCAGACGCUCUUAUCCAGAGCGACUUACAGGAGCAAUUAGGGUUAAGUGCCUUGCUCAAGGGCACAUUUACGUCAUUUAGCAGACGCUCUUAUCCAGAGCGACUCACCAAUUGGUGCGUUCACCCUAUAGCCAGUGGGAUAACCACUUUACAAUUUUUUUGGGGGGGGGGUUAGAAGGAUUACUUUAUCCUAUCCCAGGUAUUCCUUAAAGAGGUGGGGUUUCAAAUGUCUCCGGAAGGUGGUGAGUGACUCCGCUGUCCUGGCGUCGUGAGGGAGCUUGUUCCACCAUUGGGGUGCCAGAGCAGCGAACAGUUUUGACUGGGCUGAGCGGGAACUAUGCUUCCGCAGAGGAAGAGGAGCCAGCAGGCCAGAGGUGGAUGAACGCAAUGCCCUCGUUUGGGUGUAGGGACUGAUCAGAGCCCGAAGGUACAGAGGUGCCGUUCCCCUCACUGCUCCAUAGGCAAGCACCAUGGUCUUGUAGCGGAUGCGAGCUUCAACUGGAAGCCAGUGGAGUGUGCGGAGGAGGGGGGUGACGUGAGAGAACUUGGGAAGGUUGAACACCAGACGGGCUGCGGCAUUCUGGAUGAGUUGUAGGGGUUUAAUGGCACAGGCAGGGAGGCCAGCCAACAGCAAGUUGCAGUAGUCCAGACGGGAGAUGACAAGUGCCUGGAUUAGGACCUGUGCCGCUUCCUGUGUAAGGCAGGGUCGUACUCUCCGAAUGUUGUAGAGCAUGAACCUGCAGGAGCGGGUCACCGCCUUGAUGUUGGCGGAGAACGACAGGGUGUUGUCCAGGGUCACGCCUAGGCUCUUCGCACUCUGGGAGGAGGACACAGCGGAGUUGUCAACCGUGAUGGCGAGAUCAUGGAACGGGCAGUCCUUCCCCGGGAGGAAGAGCAGCUCUGUCUUGCCAGGGUUCAGCUUGAGGUGGUGAUCCGUCAUCCAUACUGAUAUGUCUGCCAGACAUGCAGAGAUGCGAUUCGCCACCUGGUUAUCAGAAGGGGGAAAGGAGAAGAUUAGUUGUGUAUCGUCAUAAUGCUUUUCAUAUUCUGCUCUGCAGUUGCCGGCCCUAUUUUUAUCCUGAUUUUCAUUGUCCAAUAAUCACCCUUAUAUUUUAAGAAACGGAAUAACUGUGUUUUAAUUCCAGUCUUGAAUCUCUUGCAGGUACGCUCAGACAGGGAACAUGGAAUUGGCCGAGGCUCUGUCCCGUUGGGUGUUCAAGGAAGCUGGUGUACUCCGGGUGGGAGCCGUUACACAUCAUCCUGUGGGGGAGAGCGCCCCUCCUGCAGCCUACACCAUCACAGACCUUGUGGUGAGUCACUAUUUAAUCCAUCAACAUCUCGUGGUGAGACAUUAUUUUAUCCAUUAUGACAGUAUUUAGCCAUUUUUCUGCUUAUUUAACAAAACAUUCAAAUGUGAAAAUAUGCCAAUUGAGCUCGUGAAUGAAAAAAGGCAUGAAGAUAUUUGUUUUUUCUUCACUCCAUGAACUGUGGCCAUUAUGUUGUUUCUGUCCUUUUCCUCCGACACAGGAGUACAGUGUUGUUAUUGAGAUGCUGUCUAAGGGCAGCUGGGUUCCCUUUGAUGGGGAAGACAUCCAGUUGGAGUUUGUGAGAAUCGACCCCUUCGUCAGGACGUACCUCAAGAAAAAUGGUAUGAACAUUUCAGAGAUUACUAUUUUUUCAUGAUUAUUUACAUUGGUGAAAUUGAUUGUUGUAAGCCUCAUAAUAAGGGAAAACAGUUUUCCAUGUCAACCAAAUCAAAGAGUUGUAUUUCCCUUAAUAGGAGAUAAAUACAGCGUCCAGUUCAAGUUGCCUGACGUGUAUGGAGUGUUCCAGUUCAAGGUGGACUACAACAGGCUAGGCUACACACACCUGUACUCCUCUACUCAGGUGAGAGAACUGUUUCAUGUUUUCAUUUGUUUUGAAAUGGAAGGCUCUUGAGUAUAUCAAGGGCUACACCAGCUAAUUCAUUGUACGUGUCACAUUAUAAGCAAACACAGUAUAGUACUCAAUUGCUAAUGUGUACAUGUCCUCUCCCAUAGGUGUCGGUGCGUCCUCUGCAGCACACCCAGUAUGAGCGCUUCAUCCCCUCAGCGUUCCCUUACUACGCCAGCGUCUUCUCCAUGAUGGGAGGACUCUUUGUCUUCAGCAUAGUCUUCCUUCACAUGAAAGAAAAGGAAAAGUCAGACUAGGGAGAUAAAACGUUUAGAGAAAAGCUUAUUAUCUGGCAGAGCCUGCAAGAACAGUUGGUGAGAAUUGAAUAUGUUCCUUCUCUAUUGGUUCUGGGGGCAUUUAAUGAGGGCUUUGCAGGCAAACUAACUCAGCUGUGGCUGAGAAUUUUUGUACUUCUAAAAAAAAUAAGUCAGGAAUUGGAUAUGGUUGCUUCGAAAUUUCAAUAUCAGAUGGAGCACUUGUUUGGAAAACUCCCAUGAAUUUAUGUUUUUUCCCACCCACUUGUAUGAGGAUAAAAACAUCUUGAUGUGGUACAUGCACUGAAUAUUUUUGUUUU